UCUAUAAUAGUCGCAAAACUUUUCUAUUGGACGAUGCAAACCUGAAUUUUGUUUUAAAGGGUCAUCGAAAUUCUACUGGUCUUCACCGUGUAAUGAUCGGAGCUCAAAAACCCACAUUCACACCAGAUUAAAAUUCACUUUUUUGUUGAUGAAACAGUAUUAAUGGAAGACAAGAAAGCAAACAUAAUAUCCAUUUCUUUGGUCAUCCUACUCAUCCUUGUUAUUGCCAUUGCUCGUGUUUCUCUCAAGCUUUCCAACUCAUUUUAUCUCAUAGCUGGUGCAGAUAUUGCAGCCAUUCUUGCAAUCAUAGCUUUCAUUUUCAUCCGAAAACGCCUGAAUCAUCGAAGAGAGCUUGUCGAAAAUCGACUAGUCUCUGAAGGCAGAGAACUCCGGAUUGAAUAUAGCUUCUUGAGGAAAGUUGCCGGCGUGCCAACAAAAUUCAGGUACAAUGAGCUCGAGGAGGCCACGGAUGGGUUUCAAUCACUGGUAGGCCGAGGCGCCUCGGCCUCGGUUUUUAAAGGCAUUUUAAGCGAUGGCACUGCGGUUGCAGUUAAGAGAAUGGAAGGAAAUGAACGCGGUGAAAAGGAUUUUAGAUCAGAAGUUGCGGCGAUUGCUAGUGUGCAACAUGUUAAUCUUGUGCAUUUGCUUGGCUAUUGUACUGUGCAAACGGGUCCAAGGUUUCUUGUUUAUGAAUUUAUUCCGAAAGGGUCGUUAGAUAAAUGGAUAUUUCCUCAGCAAGGUAGCGGAAGCUGCAGGAGUUAUGAUCAAUUAGGUGGAUGUCUUUCUUGGGAUUUGAGAUAUGGAGUGGCUCUUGAUGUGGCCAAGGCUCUGUCUUAUCUGCAUCAUGAUUGUAGGUCUCGGAUUCUGCAUCUUGAUGUGAAGCCGGAGAAUAUACUUCUGGAUGAUUGUUUUCGCGCUUUUGUGUCAGAUUUUGGAUUGUCAAAGCUGAUGGGAAAAAAUGAGAGCAGGAUUAUAACUACUAUCAGAGGGACUAAAGGGUAUUUGGCUCCAGAAUGGCUAUUGGAGUUUGGAGUUUCCGAGAAGUCUGAUAUUUAUAGCUAUGGAAUGGUACUUCUGGAGAUUAUUGGAGGGCGGAGAAAUAUAUGUAGGAUUGAGGAGCCUGAUCAUGAUAACUCCAAGAGAACGUUUCAGUAUUUUCCAAAAAUUGUUACUCAGAAGCUGAAAGAGGGUAAGAUUCUAGAAGUGGUUGAUAAGAGACUGAUUGAAAAGGGGGAAAUUAUUGAUGAGAGACAGGUGAGAAGACUGGUUUGCAUAGCAUUAUGGUGUAUACAAGAGAAGGCCAGGCUAAGGCCAAGUAUGACAGAAGUUCUUGAAUUGCUUGAAGGUCGUAAAGAUAUAGAAGAUCCACCGGAGACCCAAAUGCUGGUUGUGGAUUUGUUGUCAAUAGAUGAAGAGCCGAUUCGCGGUCAUCAAAGAGCAAGGAUUGCUGAACUAGCUUCACCUCAAGUGAGCAGUAAACGGUUUUCUUCCAGCAGAUACUCAUUUUCCAGCUGCGUGUCGAUGAUUUCAGGCAGGUGAUGCUGCAAUGUUUAGCAUCAUCUUGUUCUUGUAAAUGAUCUUUACGGAACUAAAGGUUACAUAACUUUCUCAAAUCUCAAGUUUUUGGUAUUGUAUAUUUAAUUUCAAAGCCACAUUCCCGUUUUGAUGUAUAUUAACUAAUACUGCAGUAGUGAUUAUGUUGUACAAGUUAUCUAUGUAUUUCAGUUUUCAAUUGUUUA
Messenger RNA from Daucus carota subsp. sativus, 1739 nucleotides. Its product is annotated as probable receptor-like protein kinase At5g20050. Gene Ontology annotation, biological process: protein phosphorylation. Gene Ontology annotation, molecular function: ATP binding; protein kinase activity. NCBI's taxonomy places the organism in Eukaryota, Viridiplantae, Streptophyta, Magnoliopsida, Apiales, Apiaceae. The coding region runs from base 163 to 1539 and encodes 458 amino acids. The transcript has a single exon. The record is from RefSeq and is a predicted model, not a curated record.